This is a messenger RNA of Amyelois transitella, 4469 nucleotides long. Its product is annotated as monocarboxylate transporter 14. Gene Ontology annotation, biological process: transmembrane transport; monocarboxylic acid transport. NCBI's taxonomy places the organism in Eukaryota, Metazoa, Arthropoda, Insecta, Lepidoptera, Pyralidae. Gene Ontology annotation, molecular function: monocarboxylic acid transmembrane transporter activity. The transcript is spliced from 6 exons. The record is from RefSeq and is a predicted model, not a curated record. The coding region runs from base 735 to 3158 and encodes 807 amino acids.
CUAAAUCUCACGACAUCUACACGUCAAUUACAAUAAUUAUACGUAAAAUUCCACUGAUAACGUGAUCUGAAUUCGCUCAAACAAGAGCGAAGAGGGUAAACAAUAUUAUCGUUGGGAAGAUAAGAGCAUUUGUGUCCAUCGUUCCUUAGGGAUCGGUUGUGUGUGAGAAAAAAAAAGUGAAAAUAAAAAAAAAUGCGGUUGUGCAGUGAGAGGCGUGGCGUUCACCGUCUCGCCUCGACGGUGUAACGAACGAUGCCCAGUACCCAGAAGUGCUGUGUGCUCAAAACGGAACGCACGUGCAUUAAAAAACCCAGUGAGAACGAUUGUGAACACUCAAUUCUCGUGUUACUUGGUCAAUUUUUUGAGGCAUAUUCAAAUGUUGGCAACACUAGCAGUUUGAAUCUUCAUGCCAACGGAGCAUACGGAAUUCCGGAGAUCAGGACUAAACAAAAGUGAAGUUUUCAAGACGCUGAGAUCGAGGACUAGCCGGUCCUUGAUGUACUCGACAAGUUACAAGCUUUGCGCCCAAAAACUUUACUUGACUAAGAGACCCUGUCGCUAUUCCGCUAGAGACCCAAGAUUAAGACACUGGUCCAGAGAAUUCUUCUCUUACACUUACAACCAAUCUCUUCAUUGGUUCUAAUCGAUUCGACAGAAUCGUCCUUUAGAGGAUUGACUUAGAAACUCAAGUACGUACGCGACGAGUACUUUCAAACAGGUCGUCUCAAAGACUAAUGGACACUGAAAGAGUCUAUUCAAAUGGAGUUCCAGGUAAAGAGAAAACGAUCAAAUAUGAACACAAAGUACCGUCUGAAGAGGAGAAGACUACGUCUCCUCUCCUUAAUAAAAUCAAUGACUUCAAGUACAUUGAUGAAAAAGAUGACAAAUUAGAGCGAGAUGUGAAGGACGAAAAGCCUAAAGAAGAUCUCAACAAAGUGAAUUCUAUGAAAACGGAUUCACAUUCACCUAAAAAUUCUUUAGCUGUGGGAUAUAAAAAUGAGAAACACGACGAUGAUGCCACUUCAAAUAAUGAAGGGGUUAAAUUCUUUGGUUUGGGAGAGGUUGAUAGUAUCUGUUCAAGUAAACCUCCAGAACAGCCACCGCAAAUACCGGACGGCGGAUGGGGUUGGGUAGUAGUGGCCGCAUCUUUCUUGAUUGCAACUGUGGCUGAUGGAUUAGCAUUUUCCUAUGGAUUGAUGCACGACAAAUUCGUUGACCAUUUUGGCCAAUCAGAAGCAAAGACUUCGGUGAUUGGCAGUUUAUUUAUCUCCGUCCCUUUGAUAGCAGGACCAAUAAUGAGCGCAUUGGUAGAUCGCUAUGGUUGCAGGAAUAUGACUAUUCUGGGUGGUGUAGCUUCUACAAUUGGAUUUGUAGCAGCUUCAUUGAGCAAUUCUGUUGAGGUGCUAUACGUGACUUAUGGCCUGAUGGCUGGAAUUGGAAUGGGUUUAUUAUACGUUACAGCCGUAGUAUCUAUAGCGUAUUGGUUUGAAAAACGAAGAAAUUUAGCUGUAGGUUUAGGUUCUUGUGGAGUUGGCUUCGGAACGUUCGUUUAUUCACCUCUUACUACUUAUUUAUUAGAAGAGUAUGGAUGGAGAGGUGCCUUGUUACUUCUCGCUGGUACAGUUCUUAACGUUUGCAUUUGUGGUGCUGUAAUGAGAGACCCUGAAUGGUUAAUACUGGAACAAAAGAAGCAGAGGAAAUUGAAUCAUGCAAAGAAAGCAUCAAGUUCUGUAUCAAUAUCAGCAAGAUCGGCCAGAUCCGGUGGCACAGAUUCAGUAUAUCCAGGAAUAGAGGAACUUAAAACUCUAAUGAAGAGUGGGGAAACACCGGAAUAUAUUUUGACCACUUUGGUAGCUUCAAUAGCUGAAGCAGAAAAUCUGGAAGCUACAACAAAACAAAAUACAGAUUUAUCCCACCACAAAGUCAGCUCCGUCGUUAACUUGCCCACAUUUUUGAGGCAAAGCGAAAGGCUACCAGUUGAAGUUUUAGAACAAUUAUCAGCUAACAAACGCCUCUACAACAUCGUAUUACAAAAUUAUCCUUCCCUUCUGGCAUUGAGAAGCAACUCUGAACAAAAACUCCCUAUAGAACCUGCUCCAGAAGCGGCUAAGAGUAAACCAGUGACCAUGUCUAUGAAACUCAAACUGAAGAAGAAACAGAAGAAAGAUUUUGAAACGAAGCUGGAGAAAGUGAGAGAGAAACUUCUACAGCCUAUUCCUGAGAAUAAAACUCCAGUGAUACCACCGAGGCAAGAUUGGUUAUCGCGACAACUAAAUACCGAUCAUCAUUAUUUGAGAGACAUAAGGGUGCACCGUAAUUCUAUUAUGCAUAGAGGAGCUAUGAUGAAUAUUGCUAAGUAUAAAUUGCGAGCCUCAUCCUGUCCUGAUAUUUACAGAAAUUCCAUGUGGUCGGUAGAAGAUGAUCAAGAAGAGAAGACAUGUCUCCGCCGCAUGCUCGACACGAUCAAAAAGACAUUCGACUUUAACAUGUUCACGGAGUUCCACUUCCUCAUGAUGAAUCUCUCAACUCUUGUUUUGUUCAUCUGGUUCAUUGUUCCUUACUUCUACAUCGCCAACUUUAUGGAGAAGAGCGGUUACCCCGCGUCUGACGGCAGUUGGAUGCUCAGUGUUUUUGGGGUCGCUAAUAUCAUUGGUAUUGUGGGUCUCGGUUGGAUUGGUGAUCUUCCUUGGGUCAACAUAACCAAGACCUACGCCCUUUGCCUGGUCAUCUGCGGUGGAAACAUCGUUCUGUUCCCCCUCCUCAUCGGAUGGUUGGACCCCCACCACCCAGCUAGUUUCUACGCCAUAGCCUGCAACGCAGUCAUGUUCGGCCUUAUGUUCUCCAGCUCAUACUCUUACACUCCAAGCAUUUUGGUAGAGCUGAUCGCCUUGGAAAGAUUCACUAUGGCUUACGGUCUAGUUUUGCUGAGUCAAGGUGUUGGACAUCUAGUUGGUCCGCCUAUGGCUGGUGCACUCAAAGACAUAACCGGGUAUUGGGACGCAGCAUUCUACGUCGCCGGUGUUUGGGUCAUCAUCUCUGGUUUACUCGUUGCUGUAAUACCUUACACCAAGAACUUUAGGAUGUGUGGUAAUGCCCCCCUCGCGAAGGAUGCAGCUGGUGAACCGGAUCCUAAUAUUAAGAUCAUUAUAGCGCAUUAACAUCAUGAACAGAAAAUUAAUCAUCACCUUUGUAGUCCGAUAUGAAUAAUACACCAAACACUAUUAUGGUGGGUCUAUCAAAUUGUUAAGCAAUGCCGUGUUAAUAUAUAUGCACAGGGUAGGCAAUUUACGAUUGAUAUAAAAUUGAGACAAGUAUUUUAUUGUAACAAUUUGUCGAUGUAUAUUUAUGAAAAGAUUUUCAUCUUUGCUAUAGAUACUCAUAUCGGACAUUAGAAGAGUAUCAAUGAUUCUUGUGAUCACUGCAAAAUCACUUAGAAUAUUAUAACUCAAUAUUGUAGCUUUAUUACAAAAUAAAGUGCCUUAGAAGGUUAUAUUAAAGUUUUGUGCGUUCGUGGAUAUUGUGGAUCAGAUAGGUUAAAACGAAAGUAAUUUAUAUUUAUUUAGAUAAUUAUAUGAUUCAUGCGGUUUCAGUGUGAUAAAUAGAUUAGAUUUGUAUUUGUAUCAGUGUUCGCAUGUACUUCCAUCGGUUCUGAAACUCCAAAAAUAUUUUGGAAAUUUCUAAAAGCUGGAAUAUAAAGCACAUAAAAAAUAAUCAUGAUUAUUCAUAUUCGUAGACACCUGUUUACAAUUAAGUAGGCAAAACAGUAAAAUAAUAAUGUUCAUUUGUCAAGUAAUUUAUAAACUAACGGGCUGAGAGAAGAAAUCCUUCUGAGAGUAAAAAUUAAGGGAGAGAAAAAAUAUAAUUAUUAGAUAUACAACAUAAUUAUUUUUAACAAGUUUCUUAAAAAUAUAAUUCAAUCAUUAUUAUCGUAGUUAUUGCCUUUCUCCAUAUCCAUUUUUAUUUGUAAGUUAAUUUUAAUUGUUUUCUAAGAGUGACACUGCGUGCCUAGUUUAUAUCCGUGUUUUGUAGUAUUUCACUUAUUUAUUUUUUAGUUUAUAAUUAUUAUGGAUAAUGCAAAUAAGAUAAUGCAAAUCAAAUGAACACAAGUGACACAAUAAGCAUACUUAAUAAAAAAAUACAGGUACUCUUAAACGAUUAUAAUCAGACUUUUUGAAAUGUGUUCACAUCUUAUAUUUUUGUGCAGUAGUAUUUAGACAACAGGAAGUAGGUACUUAUGAAGUAAAGUAAUAGUGUGGCGACUAUUUAUAAAAAAAAAUUGUCCUAUUCUGCCUUAGAUUGUGAUGAUGAUAAUUAUGAUACUACCUACCUACGAAUUUAUUUUUAUAUUGCAUUCGAAAAGUAUUGUAGCGUAAGAGUUUUAUCUACUUACUUACUUAGAAAGUAACUUAAGGUAUACGAUAUAAUCUUAUUAAAAUUGUAAGGAAAUAAAAUAAAUGUUUGCGAUUUUA